CAUGGCUCUCCUUACAAAAGACCAGUAUAAAGAAAUUAAGGCGUCGUUUCGUGCCAUGGAUGUGAAUGGAGAUGGGCGCCUAUCUAUUAAAGAGUUCAGAGACGCCGCUAAUAAGAUGGGACAGAAUGUAACCACAGCUCAGGUGAAGGAGAUGUUUAAGCUCAUCGAUGACGAUGGUGACGAUUAUCUAAGCUAUAAGGAGUACGAGAAAAUGAUGGUAGAACAGCUGGAGACCCAGAUUAUGGAGUUACAAUUCCUGGAAAAAUGCUUUGCAAAAAUGGAUGUCAAUGGGGACGGAACUAUCACGGCCAAAGAAAUUGCUAAGACGAUGGGUAUCUCAAGGUCAGACGCUGAUGAGCUGGUGAAGGAGGGUGAUAUGGACGGGGACGGGGAGCUCACGUUUGAUGAGUUUGUUUCCGUCUACAGAAAGAAGGAAAAUUAAGAAGAGGAAUCAAAAAGACAUAAUAUGGGCGAAUUCCUGUGUAC
This is a messenger RNA of Saccostrea echinata, 486 nucleotides long. RefSeq lists its product as uncharacterized. The record is from RefSeq and is a predicted model, not a curated record. Gene Ontology annotation, molecular function: calcium ion binding. The coding region runs from base 2 to 442 and encodes 146 amino acids. NCBI's taxonomy places the organism in Eukaryota, Metazoa, Mollusca, Bivalvia, Ostreida, Ostreidae. The transcript has 4 exons.